Hydatigera taeniaeformis is the source of this 1074-nucleotide messenger RNA. Lineage: Eukaryota; Metazoa; Platyhelminthes; Cestoda; Cyclophyllidea; Taeniidae. The record is from the annotation of a GenBank genome assembly.
AUGGCUGCUCAAAGUGGCAUAGCAGCAAACGAAAAGUUGCUCUCAGCUCUGGCUGAGGCAAAACAUGGCUCAGUCCGUCUUGUUCAUAUGCAGAUCGAAGAUGAACAAAUCAAACUGCGUAAGAUCAUUCCAGCCAAGGGUAACUGGGAAGACGAGUUCGAUCAGUCAAUUCUUCCUCUUCUUGAUCAUAAGACUGCUUCCUACAUCCUUUAUCGCCUUGAUUCGAAAAACAGUCUUGGGUAUGAAUGGAUCCUUCUAACCUGGAUACCUGACGAAACACACGUUUGGCAAAAAACACUCUAUGCUUCUACGCGAGCCACCAUAAGACGUCAAUUUGGUGACGGUUAUCUUGCUGAUGAUUUGCUGUGUCAUGACAAGGAAGACAUUUCUCUGUCGGGUUAUCGAAAACAUUUAGUUUCCAAGAGGGCUCCUAUCCCGCUCACACAUGCUGAAGAACAGGCCCAAGAAACAGCAGCUGGCCAUGUUGUUCACGCCUCGAUGAACGAUGGUUAUAGUAGCAUGGGUGGAGUUGCAUUCUCAUUGACCAGUUCCUCCCGGAAAAUUGUUGAGCAAUUCUCUGGUGGAAAGGUCAACUACCUCCAGUUCCAAAUCAAUAUUCCCGAGGAGCGUAUUUUUGUGGCGGUCUCGAAGAGCAACUUGAAGCCAGAAGAAAUCGGUGCCCUGACUCCUCCAAACACUGGUUCCUAUCACCUCUAUCGAUUCAUCCAUGAAUUUGAUGGGUCCAGAUACGAUCCUAUUGGUGCUUUCAUUUACGCUUUGACGGAUUAUCUCAACUCUUUCCUUUCCAAAUUAGUUUUUGUACAUACGAUACCGGGCUACCAGAGUAGCAUAAAGGAGCGUAUGCUGUAUUCAAGCUGCAAGGGCAACCUGAUCGACUGUCUCUCACGUCAUUAUGGAAUCGACAUCCAACGCAAGUUGGAGAUCGAGGACUUUAAGGAGUUUACCACGACCUUCCUUAUGGACACGUUUCACCCGAAGGAGGCCGCCACAUCGCUCUCCUUUUCCCGCCCUAAGGGACCCGCUGGUCGAGGACCUCGCCGUCUCAUCAAAUGA